UUUCAGAUCCGCCUUUCUCGUAUUUUAGAGCUCAGUUUAUAAAGUUUCAUGGUGUUCUUAUAAAAACAACAAGAAUAGGUUAAAACCAAAUCACCACCUGUAGAGAAAAGAAGCAGUUUAACAAAAACACCACCAUUUUUAGAUCUAACUUCACCAAUCUCCUCCUGACCACAUCUUUUUUUCUCUUCAUUUUUACUGUAUAAUCCAGUGAGAAACGAACAAGUUUAUCACUAGGGUUUCACUUCGCAAACAUCCUCCCUUUGGUUUUACACUUCAGAUACUCAGAUCUAAAAGCUCUACAGUGAUUUUCUCGUUUUACACCUGGAUCUACAUUUUAAACGAGCGAUUUCAUUUAUUUUGAUCAUUUUUUAGAGAUGGAGACGCUAGUUAUAGCUCAACAGAGAAGCCAGUAUUAUGGAGGAAGUAGUAGUAGAUCUCAUCAGGGAUCUUCAGAUGGGUUCGGUGGUUCUUCAUCUCCUUCUUCAAGUGGUUGUUUCGGAGGAAUUAAUUGCAGAACUUUUCAUCAAUCUGGUGGUGGUGUUGGUGGUUCAGCAGGUAUCUUACCGACUCCUUCUCCCUUCAAAUCAUUUAAUCCUGAUUUUCAUCAGUCUUUCUCAUCACCAAAAACACCCAAAUCUGUUAAAAAUCAUAAUUUUGAUGAGGAAACCAAAUUUACUUCUUCAUCUCCACCCCUUACUAUAAGUUGUAUCAAAGAUAGACAUUUUAGUAGUGAUGAUUUUACUUGUUGUUCAGAACUAUGGGCUGGUCCUGCUUAUUCUAACUCACCACCACCAAGUUCAUUACCUUUACCUAAAUUUUCACUUAGACCUAAACGUAGUGUUUCAUUACCUGUUUCUUCUUCUGAUGAAAAAAUUGAAAUGAUUCAUCAGUUUGCUAAGUCUGCACCACCUUCGCCUACCAGUGAAUCAGCAAAACUAGAUAAAAAUGAUAUCUUUCAGAGUAUUGAUUUUGCAACUAAAGAUCUUUGCCGUAUCCUUAAUUUGGAUAUUGGAAAGAGUGAUUGAUGAUUCUAAGUUUAGGUUACUUCUGUUGUAUAUAUAUCUUCUUUUUCAACUUUGAGUUAGUGGAGGUAAUUUUGUAUAUUGGGGAGAAUAGCUCGGUGGUGGUAAUGGUGGUUAGAUAUAGUCUAUAUUAGUAUGCAGUGUAAGGUGGUGGUCUGUAUAUCAAAUCUACGGUAGUUGUGGUGGUAGAAGAGCAGAAACGACAGAGUUUUAGAUGGUGGAUAUUAAACACGGUGGCUUGUAAAUUUAUGGGUUUGGAGAAGAUAAGUGAAGUACUGGGUAUAUGGAGUUUGAGUUUAAAUUGCAUUUGAGUAAUGGUUGGUUAAAUGAGAACUUGGAUAGUUGUAAGGUUUAUGCCUCUGGUUGAUCCAGCUCAAUCGUGAUAUUCUUUCUUUGAUGGUUGCUGGAGCCCUCAAUUCCCCAGGUUUUAGAAAUAUAUGGCUCUCUAAUUGGCGUGUUAAGGUCAGAAUUCAUAUACCAUGUAUAUUCUAUAGGUUAUGUAGGUUUUUCUUCAUUUCUCAUUUCCUGGUAGUCAUUCUAUUCCUUUUAGAUUUCCUAACUUCAAUCUCAUCCUUCUACAAACUAUUCAUAAUGUUCAGGUUAGAUGGCACAGAUAAGCUUCUCUACAAUAGUCUCUUUUCUAUUGCCUGUAUUGGCUGCUUAUAUCUCAUAUCUCCUAUUCCUCAACUAUACCUUUUCUUUUCUUUUCUUUUUUGCUAAUGUUUGACAUCUUCUAUCACACCUGCUUGGCAUUCACUUCCCUUUCCCCCCUUUUCUAGUUUUAAAGAGGGAAAAGUGGGGAGAGGGGAUCUUAAUAGUGUCCUGUUUUCUUCCCACCUUUUCUGGUUUCAAUAUAUAGUAUAGUCAAUAAUGUGCCAUCCUGUCAUAAGCCCCAUCACUUGUGUAUUUGUUCAAUUUAGUCCAGACCACUUGUUUUCUUAAGAAGGUGUUCAGUAAUUUCUUUCUACGCAUCUCAUCUCAUCAUGUCCAGUUCAGUUAGUGUUGCUCUUUCCAGUUCUCAUUUCGGUGGUGGUUUUAAUGGUUUUCAUUUUGGAGAUCACAGAUCACUCGCUCCUGUUCAGAAGGGCUGAUCCGUGGAUUGGAGAAAAGAAUCUUCAGGAGACAUUCCCUACUCUGAAAUAUGUUUUAUUUUGUUAUUUUUUUUAUAUGUUUUUGCAAGGAGAGACAAUGUGUAAAAUCCCUGGGUAGGUGGUGAAGCUUGUAUUGUCAGUGCUACGACUGUCUGGAUAUGCUCUUGCUCUCUCUUGCAUAGUACUAGUAUUUGUAGUUUUAAUGUUUCGGAUAUCUUGAACGAAUGUUGAUCUAUAGUUGACAAGACGAGGUAUUCAGUUCUCUUUAUAAGAAUCUAUUAAUCUUAAUUAUUCUGCGCGUUUAUUUGCA
This is a messenger RNA of Papaver somniferum (opium poppy), 2423 nucleotides long. RefSeq lists its product as uncharacterized. The transcript is spliced from 2 exons. Lineage: Eukaryota; Viridiplantae; Streptophyta; Magnoliopsida; Ranunculales; Papaveraceae. The record is from RefSeq and is a predicted model, not a curated record. The coding region runs from base 375 to 1025 and encodes 216 amino acids.